AUGGCACCUACCAUCGACGGCAUCGGCGCUUCGAGCAAUCUUUGUACUACUCCAACAUGUCUCGAGAUCGCUUCUGGCAUUAUUCAGAGUCAUGCCCCCAACUACACGGAAAUCGAUCCGUGCACAGACUUCGAUAAACUUGCAUGCUCUGGAUACCAGUCCAGACAUGCGCCAGGGGCAGGUUCCGGCAGGGCCGCCCCUUUCAGCGAAACCACUGAAGAGAUCGCAGUUAUCAUGAAGAACAUUCUAGAAGGCCCCUAUCCAUCCGGAGCGGAUUCUGGUUUUAUUACAGCGUCUUUGUCCAAAGACCAGAUUCCAAUAGACCAGGACAAUUUCAAGCUCAUUACGGAAGCAUACAAUGCUUGCUUAAAUAACACUGCCUUGGAAGCUACGGGAUUAAAGCCUCUUCUAAGCGUCAUUGACCGCAUCGCGGAAGCUUUUCCUGUUUCCAGCGAAGGCAAAGAUCCUCAGCGGAAGAUAAGCAAGGAUGAUGCUUCAGAAUUGGGUAAAGUGCUCCUGUUCUUUGCCAAAUAUGGUAUCAGCACAUUUGAAUCAGUUGGCGUGGACUUUGACGACGUCAACCCGCAUCAAACAAUCAUCUCAAUUCUUCCAGGUGGCUUGCCUCUUCUCACUGGUGAAGAAUCCGACCAGACACUAGCAGAUUAUGAAGAUGUCAUGGCCUCAGUACUGCAAGCAGUCCAUCCAGCAAAUCUCUCUCGUAGUGAUUCACAAAAGCUUUCACAUAUUGUAACGAAGUUCGAAAGAGACCUUCAAGCCCUCGAGAAAACGGAUGAUAGUCGUGAGGGAAGAGACAAGCCAGCAAGGAAAUUCAAGCUGGAAGAUGUCACCCGGACAGCUCCAGAGCUUGAUCACGGUAGCAUAAUUAAGGCUCUCGUACCACAGGACUACACCCCAGAGCAACUGGUCUUCUCCCCCGGUUACUUCGGCAACCUUUCUCAACUUCUUUCCAACACAACUGCGGAAACGUUACAGACAUUCUUCGUCUGGAGAGCAACCACAGCACUCUCUGACUAUGUCGUAGCUGAUGUCACGACCCGUUUAAAUGAAAUGAUGUCUACGCUUGGCGGCUUGGAUCCUGCUGUUGUCGGGAAAGCACCCCGAUGGAGACGAUGUGUCAGCACUACUAACUCUGGGCCUACAUGGACCCAAUUCCCACCUGGUCUCGGCUGGAUUUCCAGCCGCUUCUUUCUCGACAAGGCAUACUCCAAGGAAGCCCGUGAACUUACGACAAGUCUUAUGAGUUCUAUUCAGAACACAUUCAUUGCUCGUCUUGGUGAUAAGGACUGGCUCUCUCCCGCCGUUAAGAAGACCGCCGAGGAAAAAGUGAAUGCCGUCACUAAGAAAAUCGGCUACCCAGAUUUAUCCCCAGAAACAAUGAACCCGAAGAGCCUUUCGGAUUAUUUCUCUGGUGCAUCAAUUGGCAGCUGCUAUCUUGACAAUAUGCUCUCACUCGCUGCCGUUUCAACCAACCGGACAUGGUCCUACCUAGGCAAGCCUGUUGACAGGGCUCUUUGGCUUACGAUGCCAUCGGUGGUUAAUGCAUACUACUUCCCAACAUUUAAUGACAUUGUUAUUCUGGCGGGUGUCCAGCAGAAACCACUGUUUGCUGUUGGGUACCCAUCAUAUCUUAAUUACGGCAGCCUCGGGUCAGUUCUUGGGCAUGAACUAACACAUGGAUUUGACAACAACGGACACAAUUAUGCACCCAAUGGAUCGCUGGUGAACUGGUGGGACGAUAGCAGUAUCAAGGGGUUUGAAGAGCGAACGAAGUGCUUCGUCGAUCAGUACCAGAAUUUCACCCGUCUGUCGCCUAACGGCACACUUGUUCCUGUAAGAGGCAAUUUCACGCUCGGCGAGAAUAUAGCUGAUGCAGGUGGGGCGGCAACCUCAUAUGCAGCGUGGAAGCGUGCCCAGGCGGACGGAAAGGUUCAAGACUUUGAUCUGCCCGGCUUAGAGCGUUUUUCGCAUGAUCAGCUGUUCUUCCUCCAGUGGGCGCAGGGCUGGUGUGAAGUUACGGCAACAAGAGAGUACGACAUCAUGCUUCUGAUAAAAGACCCCCAUUCCCCUGGUUUUGCGCGAAUCAAAGGCCCCUUGGAUAACUCUAGGGAGUUUAGGAGGGCUUUCAACUGUCCUAACCAGAAACCAACAUGUGAAUUGUGGUAG
This is a messenger RNA of Colletotrichum truncatum, 2184 nucleotides long. Its product is annotated as peptidase family m13 protein. The record is from RefSeq and is a predicted model, not a curated record. Gene Ontology annotation, molecular function: metalloendopeptidase activity. NCBI's taxonomy places the organism in Eukaryota, Fungi, Ascomycota, Sordariomycetes, Glomerellales, Glomerellaceae. Gene Ontology annotation, cellular component: plasma membrane. Gene Ontology annotation, biological process: protein processing.